This is a messenger RNA of Bolinopsis microptera, 4819 nucleotides long. RefSeq lists its product as uncharacterized. The record is from RefSeq and is a predicted model, not a curated record. Lineage: Eukaryota; Metazoa; Ctenophora; Tentaculata; Lobata; Bolinopsidae. The transcript is spliced from 7 exons. The coding region runs from base 2 to 3868 and encodes 1288 amino acids.
GAUGAUGCUGAUUUUCCUCGUCAUCGGACUCAUACUUCUACCAGAGGGCCACUCUGUAAUACAACCUCACGACGAUGCGAUGAGAAAUCUCUUUUAUCACACGGGGACCUGCAGCACCCAACACGCCAGGGACAAGGAAACGGACCCUGAUUACUACUCCUCCAACUCAGGAAUGCCACACGACCCUUCCGGUCUAGGUUUCAUGGCGACACACGGCACACAUCGGUUCGUGGCGAUGCAUGAGCAGACCGCUUUAUUAGUUGGAGAGGGUAAGCAUGGUGUUUGGAGAUUUCAGGAGAAUGGGUUUAUCAGGGUGUAUCGGGGACGAGGUAAAAAAGGAGUACCGGAGGAGAAGAAGGAAAUGGUUUUAAUUGACGCGAGGGACUUGAAAGAUAUUAAAAAAGAAACGCAGUCCAAAGAACAAAAGCAGACUGAAAGAUUACUUGAAAUUCUAAGUAUGAAUUACAAGAAUAUCGACCCUAACCAUAAGUUUGAUUACGCUUUUGGAGAUGAGGUUUCGGAGGAAGGAUGGCUGAAUUGGAUUGAUUUGCCGAUCUAUCACCCUAAGUUUGGGGAAAAAUAUGAUGAUCAUGUUCCUAUCGAACUUCCUCUCUAUUACUGCCAGAUGUCAAGUGCAGACUUUCCACACAUGGGAGUCACGUGGCACAUCAUGAAGGCACAACCUAGAGCUAACGAGGUCGGUCCUCUUGGUAAGCGAGCAGGGGUUGAUGUUCGAGAGAACUUUAACGAUGUAAUCCGAUUCCACCGCUUUCCCGAUGCAGGAGUUUGGGCAAACAUUGGUCAGGGAAAUCCUGACACUGAUAAGAUGCCUAAAACGUUAAGGGAGCUGACGGAAAGGGCGCAAACCGUGAAUUGGCAACGGAUAGACCUGGAGAAAAUAGAUAUUGAAGUGUACAUUAUGGAAAGAUCUUACCAUAAUGCACCUGAAACAUACCUCUCAAUGUUAUUUGUUAUGGAGGAUACCAGUGGGGAAACACACCAGACCUGCAUUCGACCUGAUGGGAAAUAUUACGAGGGUUUGAUGAGAAGAAACCACGCGAUUAAGAACACAGUGCCGGAUAACUUUCCAAGCAUACCCAUUGAGGGGGAAGCUGGAGCAAAACAGGUUUACGGAUUAGCAGCGUACGGACAUCACCACAUGGCUCGAAUUGCCAGUGGUUUGACAGGCGGUGGCUGCCCUAACAAAGGUGGUGAUGUCUCCGUAUACCCCUGGGGGGAUGCUGGUUCUGGCUGGCCCACCAACUACGAAGAAAUCACACCACUUUGCGAUGGUUUUGUGAUUGAUAUUAAGACUUGGGCUAACCUGGAUAGAACGUGGAAUGACGAUGGAAUGUUCCUUGGAAAUGCUGGUCAUGAAUUUGAGGAGCAAACUGAAGUGUUAUAUCAAGCUCAUGCCAACUUUUACGGGAGAUUCACUGAUCCGUGGAAUGCAGGAAAAAUAAAUCCGUACACGUUGGAUUUAACGGAAGAUCACAGAAUUCAGGAAAAUCCUGGAACUGACUUUUCCGCAGUUCCUGUGGUUGAUUUUACCAUUGAUUUUGGUAAAAUUGGCAAAGUGAAUGACUAUGUAAAUGUUGAACUGGAUCUUACGGAGAGGCAGUGUAUUCCUGAUGAGUUGGAAAACAAAUUUGAUGGUGUUGUAAUAGACGAAGAGAUUGUGAAACUAGUUAAUCAUUCGAUUGUGGACUCAGAUUAUAUGCAUAGAAUCCGAGAGUCUUUAUUUAACCACACAGGAGCUUGUAACACUCAGCAUGGAAGAGAGAGGGACGAUCCCUAUUACUACCAUUCCAAUUCGGGGAUGCCUCACGACCCUUCCUCUUCUGGUUUCAUGGCGACACACGGCACACAUCGGUUCAUGUCAAUGCAUGAGCAGACCGCUUUGUUAGUUGGAGACGGAAAGCAUGGGGUCUGGAGAUUCCAGGAAAAUGGUUUUAUCAGAGUUUAUCGUGAGCAAGGAAGAGAGGGUGUUCCUGUGGAGAAAAAAGAAAUGGCGUUAGUUGAUCUGAGGGACAAAGAAACGGCUGAACAGGACGACGACAUUAGAAAAUUACUGGAGAUUCUUGAAGAGCACUACAUGAACAUCGACCCCAAAUAUGAAGCUGAGUUUAACUACACUUUUGGAGAUGUAGAGGUUUCGGAGGAAGGAUGGCUGAAUUGGAUUGAUUUGCCGAUUUAUCACCCUAAGUUUGGGGACAAAUAUGAUGAUCAUGUUCCUAUCGAACUUCCUCUCUAUUACUGCCAGAUGUCUUCACCAGACUUCCCACACAUGGGAGUCACGUGGCACAUGAUGAAAGUGCAGCCAACAGCGAAUAAAGUCGGCCCUCUCGGUAAAAGAGCUGGUAUAGAUAUCCGAGAAAAUUUCAACGACGUCAUCCGAUUUCAUCUAUUCGAUGACGCUGGAGUGUGGGCAAACAUAGGUCAGGGAAACCCAGAAACUGACAUGAUGCCGAAAACUCUUGAAGAGCUGAGACAAAGAGUGCAUACUGUAAACUGGCAGAGAGUUGAUUUAAAUAAAGUAGAUAUAGAAGUUUACGUCAUGGAGAGAUCUUACCAUAAUGCACCUGAAACAUACCUCUCAAUGUUAUUUGUUAUGGUGGAUACCAGUGGGGAGACACACCAGACCUACAUUCGACCUGAUGGGAAAUAUUACGAGGGUUUGGUGAGAAGAAACCACGCGAUUAAGAACACAGUGCCGGAUAACUUUCCAAAGAUUCCCAUGGAGAAAGAAACUGAACCGAAACAGGUGUACGGCUUGGCAACAUUCGGACAUCAUCACAUGAACAGAGUCAAGUUUGGUUUGACAGGUGGUGGCUGCCCUAACAAAGGUGGUGACGUCUCCGGUUACCCCUGGGGGGAUGCUGGUUCUGGCUGGCCCACCAACUACGAAGAAAUCACACCACUUUGCGAUGGCUUCUUGAUAGAUAUAAAGAGCUGGGUUAACUUGGAUAAACCAUGGAGCGAGGAUGACAUGUUCCUUGGAAACGCUGGAAACACGUACACAAAUCAGACCCAGGUGCUGUUUCAAGCACAUGCCAAUUUCUACGGCAGAUUUACGGACCCCUACAACGAAGGAAAAACAAAUCCACACGAGAUGGAUAUGACGGAAGAUCACGAGAUCCAGCAAGAUCCGGGAACAGACACUUCGGAGGUUCCGGUGGUCAAUUUCACUAUUGACUUUGGUAAAGUAGGCGAAGUGAACGAGUUUAACGCUGUCAUAUUGAAUCUCGAGCCAAGACAAUGCCUGAAACCCGAUGAGGAAUGUAUAAUGGAAAUAAACGCAGCUUUCAAUCACCCGACCGAAAAGUACGGUUACGUCAUAUCACGUGAUACUUACGUUAGGCUAGAAGCUGAUGAUAGCAACCUCCCGGUGGUAUCGGCAGGGUACCCUCUGAACGUAGCUGAACAAUGGCCAGGAAUUGAGGGGGUUGUGGACGCAGCCUUUACUGACUACAACAACGGUAAAACAUUCUUCUUUGUUAAAAGCGAACCAAGAAGGACAGUGUACUGCUGGAAUUGGAAUGAGUCGGAGAUGGAGAUGGAUGGAGAAGAUGAAGGGAGCACUGCUUUUGCUGGUCUUCCCCAGGGUGAAAUCAAGGGAAUGGCAAGUUAUCGCGACUAUGUCGUGUUUAUGUUCGAGAACGAGUAUUACUUGUGGAUAUCACAGACUGGACUCCACGAGGAGGCUCAAACAUGGGCCUCUCUGACUGGAGAUAAAUCAGUACAUGUGAGUGGGGAAUUCGAUGCUUUUUUGAGUGGAUAUUUCCACACUGGGAGUCAAGAAGCAGUGGAGAAACACGUACUUGAAAGUGUGUGGCGAUUCCUCCGCCCUGCCGGAUGCGCCAAGUGAUAGCUUGUUAUUAUAUGAUUUACGUCCUUAGUUUUUGCUAGUUGGCCCUUUUUAUGAUAUUUUUACCCCCUUUGGCACAGUUCUUCAGGAGUGUUUCCCUUCAUGUUUUCUGUUCCUUAGACCAAACAGGGGCGUGAGCUGCCCGCCCUAGCUACGGUACGAGAAGCAGCGGCAGUGUGUGAUCCGGUUAUAAAGAGUGUUCUUGGAACAACAGCACUCUGCUUGGCUGCACUGUGACAGUGGGAGAACAUUAGUUCAUGUCACCUAACGCCCGCUUAACCUUGGCAGCCCCAAGGCAUCUGGUUGGUGAUGGUUCCCAGGGCUUUUUCAGUUGGAGUCGGCUGUUAAGUUUGUCCUGUAAAUUCUUGACUUAAGAAAGGAAAUAAAAUAUAUAACAUCACAUCCAACACUUGGAUUCAUCCCAACAGUAUUAUUUCCCCUGAUAUAACACCGUGUAAUAAGUCAAGAUGUCUCACCUGUAAACCAUUCAAGUCAAGUAAUAUUUUCACCAGUUACGUUACUAAUAAUUCUUUCAUGUUAACUCACUCUGAAUCCUUUUCUUGUAAAUCUUCUUCUAUUAUCUAUCUCCUCACUUGUUCUUGUGGUAUUCAAUAUGUUGGGCUCACAGAACAGCGCCUUAAUGAACGCAUGAAUGGACACCGUGCUUCGGUUAAAGCCGGCAAAUCCUCCUUUGUCCAUGACCACUUUAAUACUCCCGGUCAUAAUUUUCAUGACGCCUCCAUUCAAAUUAUUGAUUUUAUUGACCCUUCCUCUACUGAAGACCCUCGUCUGGCCUUAGCUGACAGGGAACUUCUUUGGAUUAAUCUCCUGAGCACUGCUCACCCUCUUGGUCUCAAUGACAACAUAAAAGGUUCUGGUAAUAUUUCUAAAAGCAACUUUAACGAUAUUUAUUUUAAAAGUAAAAUAAAAAGAUAUAAAAGAGGACAUGGC